GGUCAGCGGAGCGGGUGCGGCGGGCAGAGCCGGCAGCCCGGGGUACUCUGGGCCCGCCGGGAGCUGCUGCUCGGCCCUGGGGUGGGGCGUCGAGGCACCAAGACCCCCCGCGGGGAGGGGCAGUAGGAGCGAGAGUCAGGACGUGCCGGGGCCUACCCAGUUUUCCGGGGGACGCUGGGAGGGGGAGCGGGAGCCAGUCAGGGUCUGAGGGAAGGGACCCCCACCCCAAGCACUUUGGAGGCCGAGGAGGAGGGGGUGAUCGGGGAGAGUCUGGGGGAGGGGCCGAGUCUCAGCUUGGCAGGGAGGAUGGGGGGUGGCCUAGGGCCCGAGAGCUGUGUUGAGGGGAGCAAUCCAUGCUGGCUGAAGCCGAGCUCAAGACCUUCCGUCUGGACGGCUCGUUUUCUAUGGCUCGCUUGGGGGGCUACCCUUUCUAGCUACAGCGCCCCCCCUGUAAGCUCCUUGACCGCCUCCUCCAGUCUAUAUUUGGGUGAUUAAUUACAUGUUUUUUCCUACCCCCCCAUUCGCCUGCCAUCCAAAGCCAACGGUCUCUUUUCAGCACCCCCCACUCCUGGCCUUCAUCCCAGAGGUCCCACCCUGUUCCAACUGAAGCCCUCCAGCCCGCCUUGGCCCGGCCUAGCCACGGUUCCCCCCCUCCCCCCAGUCUGGUGAGGCUAUACCUGCGGAACGAACAACUGGGAAUUGUUCUGUGACACUAUGAGUCAUCCCUGUGUGUCUCUCUUGGCGCCGCCUGCUCCCCAAGGUCUUGCCCUUCCCCAGGAUGGAGCCCCGGGAGAACAGGUCCUGGCAGUCCCUCUUGAGAUGCUGGAGGCCCAGGGUUCCGUUCCAUUUGAUGGUGUGGAACAAUACCUCACAGAAGGGGAGUGGUUGAGGCUGGACCGUGAGCAGAGGACGCUGGAAUACUUUGGGAACGUGACCUCCGUGGGAGUUCCUGGUUUGAAUCCUGCCUUAGUCCCUCGCCAGGUGCAAGGACAAGUACUGUUGGUCUCAGACCCAUCUCUCAUCGCGGGUCAAGCUAAGCAUUCCGAAAACAUCUCUGUGACUCAACACGAGACAGUGGGUGAGAACGCCCAGCCCCACGAGAUGGCGUCCACCAGCUCACCCAGGGCCGGUGACCCUAGCCCUGAGGUCAGACAGAAUAGGGACACAGAGGGGAGGUUAGGGAGCCCCCAGAAUCUGCCUCUAGAGCAUCAUUUUGCAUGUAAAGAGUGUGGGGACAGCUUUCGGCUGAAAGUCCUCCUUGUCCAGCACCAAAGAAUCCACAGUGAGGAGACGGUCUGGGAGUGCCGAGAGUGCGGGAAGGUCUUUCGGGGCAUCACCGAGUUCAAGGAGCACAGGAAGAGCCACGUGGCUGCGGAGCCUCGGCCUGGCCCCAGCCAGGCCCUUGAAGAUGCUGUGGAGAAGAGGGAGCAGAUGGAGAAGGAGGCAAAGCCCUUUGAAUGCGAGGAAUGUGGGAAGCGGUUUAAGAAAAACGCAGGCCUCAGUCAGCACCUGAGGGUGCACAGCCGAGAGAGGCCCUUCGAUUGUGAGGAAUGCGGGCGCUCCUUCAAGGUGAACACCCAGCUGUCCCAGCACCAGAAGCUUCACGCCUCCGAGAAGCCGUUCGCCUGCGAGGCGUGCAGCGUGAAUUUCCUGGACCGCCAGGAGUUCCUCAAGCACCAGCGCACGCACACAGGCCACCUGCCCUUCGACUGCGACGACUGCGGCAAGUCCUUCCGUGGGGUCAGUGGCCUGGCCGAGCACCAGCGCAUCCACAGCGGGGCCAAGCCCUACGGGUGCCCGCACUGUGGCAAGCUCUUCCGCCGCAGCUCUGAGCUCACCAAGCACCGGCGCAUCCACACCGGCGAGAAGCCCUACGAGUGUGGCCAGUGUGGCAAGGCCUUCCGGCAGAGCUCCAGCCUCCUGGAGCAUCAGCGCAUUCACACCGGCGAGCGGCCCUACGCGUGCGGCGACUGCGGCAAGGCCUUCCGGGGGCCCUCCGACCUCAUCAAGCACCGGCGGAUCCACAGCGGACUGAAGCCCUACGAGUGCGACCGGUGCGGCAAGGCCUUCCGGAGGAGCUCCGGCCUGAGCCGCCACCGCAGGAUCCACAGCGGGGCGCGGCGCUGCGAGUGCAGCGAGUGCGGCCGCGUGUUCAAGCGGCGCUCUGCCCUGCACAAGCACCAGCCCACUCACCGCCAGUAGCUGGGCUGUGAGGGGGGCCUCCGAGCGGCCAAGUCAAAGGAGAUGAACGGUUUUGUAGCGCUUCUAUAUUUUCUUGUCAGAAAGGUUGAAACCAGUUUCUACUGCCACCAGCAAUUUCUAAGUGUCCGUGUUUCCUAUGACGCCCAUCAAAAGUAGCUUUGACCAUUUUAAGUUAUUUUGGCUAGUUUCACUGGCACAAAGGGCCUUCCAGGUGUUGAGACGUGCACACCUCGAAUCCGAGAGGGUCACGGGUUGUGGCGGGGCCAGAGGUCAUCUGCUCCGAGCGGAAGGCGACUCCGAUCGAAUGUGAUCCCCUUUGUUUCCCAAAGAGAAGAUCACCCUGCCUUUUUGUGGCCUACUUGAAUUUAUAAAUUGUGAGGGAUGUAAAUACAAAGGUCAAAUAUCUUAUACUAUUUAAUUUAUUAAUUUAGUUAUACAUACAUAUUGUAAGUCACAUAUGAUAUAAAAUAAUAUAUUAAUUUAGAAACCUGCCCUUUUUGCCCACUCUCCGUUUUGUGAAAUAAUUUUAUUCUAACACCUCCUGUCCAGUUUUGGCCUCGCUAUCUUCACCUGGGCGCCACUUUUGCAUCAUCUGAUAUUUCCAAAGUACAUCAGGUCCCCCUCCAGCUGACUGACUGACUGACCAACAGCUCAGAUGGAGGCGAUAGCCAGCCUGCCUGAUGGCGCUCUGGAAAUUUUCUCUCAAGCCGUCGGUACAUGUUCACUUGGCAUUCGGACCGUUGGUUGGUUGUGUUGUUUUGUUUUUUCACUUCUGUAGCUCUACAACAUAAGCACCGAAGGUGUUGCUUUGUAAUGUGACCUUUAAAAGGCUUGUCACUGUGAGGUCAUAGUCCUAAUUUCUUCUGCGUCUUUAUUAACCGGUUCAGUCUGGUGACCCCUAUAAAAAAAAAUACAUAUCCCAAACCAGCAUUUCAUUAGGGUGGUUUCGGGUUAAUGGGUCUCCCGCAGCACUUUCUGGUUCAAAAUAAAGUAGUUGAGAGAGGGGCUUCUCAAGGACUCGAGUGUAAGGUGGCUCCUCCUUCCCGAGAGAAUUAGGGGAACCAGAGCCUCUCGUUGGUCUGUCGGGCUUCGAUGGUGCUUUCUCCACUCUCCGUUUCCUGCUCUGUCACACGGAGGGGUCACAGUACCUACCCCAGAGUGGUCAUAAGGGCGGCCGGCAGCUGGUGCCACAGAGCGCUGGUCUCGUACAAGCACCUGGCAGGGAGGUAGCGCUCAGUGCAGGUCACCCACUGUCAUUAGCUCCAGAACCUGACGCCUUAUCUCAUUUUCUUCUAACCCUGACCUCUCCUGUGAGGACUGAAGGACCUUUUCUGUUGUCUCGCAUGCAAGUUGUACGUUCAUCUCCUUUGACUAGUUAUCAAGUUACCUUUGGAUAUAUUGACUUUAUAGAGCAGUUCUUUAUACAUCAAUUAUGGUGAUUCUUUUUUUUUUUCACUUCUAUUGCUUUGCCCUUUGUAACAGUUUGAUUACAGUUUUGUUGUGUGAGCUUUUUAAUUUCAGUGUAUUUGAACAUUCAUCUUUGUCGCUUAAAUUGUAAGUUUAAUUGCUUCAUCACUGCAGUAGUUAGAUAUGACGUUUUCCUCUGGAAUUUUAAUUACAAACUCAAGGUUGAAAGUGCUGCCCUCCCCCCACCAAGGGGAAGCAGCCAAAUUGGGAGGCAGGCUACGCGGUGGGGUGGGCUGGGGGAAUGGGCUGGAGAAGCAGGCUCGUUCCUCAUCCGACACAUAGACUCAGUAUACGUUGCGGGCGGUCUUUGACUGUCCAACCUGACCACUCAGGCACUAGAGAUACUUCCACCGUGGAUUGGCCAGAACAUUCUAUGGCCUUUCAUCAGUCUAGUGCUGGCAGCCAACACCAGGGCCUAACCUCACCUAGGUCAGCGGGGUGGUCAACGCCUAGUCUUGGCAGCGGCCCAGCCGUCCCGCCAGCUACUGGGAGCAUUGGCGGUGCCUGGCAUAGAUUGAGUGACUGAUCCAGCCAGGGACCACCCAAGAGACCUGCAGACACAAGAAGAUGCACCUGACUGACGUGGCCAUGUGCACCGUCCCGUUCUAACGAGUGACUUGAAAAUUUAGAGGUCGGUUUGGUGGCUUUUGCAUUGGGCACCUAGGGGGCAGCUUGCCCACAUGUCUGGGUGUCACUUCCUGGAGAGGAGCCAUGCCCUUGUGGUGGUCUGCAUGUCAUAGUGAUGGAAGCUGACCUCAUCAGGCCUGGGCUGUCACUUCCAGCAGCCAUACCUAGAAGGGUGGUAAAGCAAGGGUUUGGAGGGAAGUCACACCCUUCUGGAGGCCCAUGUGGCCUAGGAGCUAUAGCUGUCACUGCCAGCGGCCUCGGCCAUGGUGAAUAGCUGCAAGGGCUGGGCAAGGAAGCUCACCCCUUCGGUGGCAGGCACAGCCCACAGCAAGAGGCUGACGUGACUUCCAGCAGCUGAGCCCAGGAGGGCCACUCACGGGCCUGUGGAGGAACUGGACCUUCUCGGGGGCCCGCAAAGGCUUGGGGCGGAACUUUCCAGCAGGCACAUCUUAGGAGGGCUUCUUGGGCCCCUACCCUGGGAAGCAAGGGCUGGCAAUGACCGCUGCGACCUUGGCCAGAAGAUUCUUUCGAAAGGCCACCAGGCCAGGAUAGUGCUGGAGAGAAGGCACCGGCACUUAACUACAUAGUAAUUCCUUUUGCUCUGGAUCCUAGUUUUUACAGUCAUUUUGAAUCUCUAUCUGAAAUCACUCCUUUUCUCAAUCCGUUUUUUCUCUUCAAGCUAUCGUUGCGUGUUUUGUACAACUGUCAUGGUGAGGAAUGUCACCAUCCCAGUGGGGGCAAGUUUGGCACCGUGAGCUGUUAAUUUGCCGGUUUGAUGAAGGAUCCUAUUGAAGUCUAGGUACAGGAUUAACUUGGACCAUAGCAUCGUCUUCGCUCUGUUGUGCACGCUCCCCAGCCAGGGCGGAGCGUCUCCAUCCCCCUUCCUGGCCUCUUGUACUGUCCUCCGUUUGGGUUCUGCAGUUUUCUCUAAGCCUCUCUUAAGAGGUAACACUAAGAGCACGUCUGUUCCAUCAGCAUUGACGGAAUGGCUUUCCGUGGUGGUUGCUACCCAAACGCCAUCAGCCUGUGGCUUUCACUUGCGUCUUGCAGUUUUGCAGGAUUCGUUUUUGUUCCUGGUGAUCGGGGUGGGGGACGGAUUUCUUAAGAUUCUCUGGGCGAACGGCAAUGUCAGGUGCACAGCGUGACCCAGCUUUCUUUUGUGUGUACUUGCCUGUGCAUUUGUCUUCGUGUGUGCUUGCCUAUGCAUUUGUCUAUCUACCUCAUUGCUUUUUCCGCCUGAUCACAUGUGCUCCUCUAGCCAGGGCAGUGAAGAGGCUCAGCUUACAGAGAAUGCUGGCUCCUGGCAGAAAUCCAUCCUUUCGUUUGUCAUAUUCAGAAAGAAACCCUCAGUUGAUUUUAUUAGAAUUUUGAAUAUUUGCUGAAGUUUUAAAAAGAAAGUAAUUGUUUACCAUUUUUGCUGCUUAUUGAAAUUAACAAUGUUGAUUAGUUGUGUUACACCUGUUCUUGUAUUUCUGGAAUAAUCCCCGCCCGACCACAGCGGGCAUGUCUCUCCCGUGGUACUGCAUUCCGCUGGUUUUUGUACUCGAGGUGGCCUAGCGCCUGCCCUGCCCGCAGCCCCGCGGCCAUGUUCUGUACCAUGGGCGCCCCGCUCCCUCUCCACUGCCUUCCAGGCCACGUUAAUUAAGCCAGAAGCAAACGCCCAACCAAGGGCAGCAGCCAGUCCUCAGACCUGGCUGGAAACCAGGGGCUAGCCUUUCAGAUCUCGUGAAGUGUGACCAAGGACACUGAGAAAGAACGUUCCCGUUGGUGUUGGAGAGAAAGAGGGAGUCAACUCAUGCGACAGCACCAGUUGAAGAUGUGCGGACUCCUGCUCAGCUGACCAGAGGCAGCUUGGCCAUUACAGUCUUGGUUUCCCUGUGUCCUUACUGUGGACCCCCAUGACUCAAGUCACCAUCAGAGAGCGUCUGCGUAUCGCACCCUGUCUAGAGCAUUUGCUGCUACUUGGGCAGAGUUGCGUGGCUGGCAUUCCUCCCAGCCUUAGUCCCACCUGACUCGUGAACACCUGUUCACUGUGAUGGCCUUCUUGUCUCAGCGAGUUGGGCCACAGAUGGUCUGAGGGUAGCAUUGCUAUUUGAAUGCAUAACGAGUCAAGGCACAGCCCACCCUACGCCCUGUUAGGGAAGUGUUUUAUGUGUUCCCAGCAAUUCCAUCUGGUGGGGAUGGCUGAGAACUCUGUUACUUGUAAUUCCCCUUGCAGCCAUAUUCCCUGGAGCAUUAGCUCUGUCACCUAGUUCGUAUUUUGUUUUGUUGGCUCACUUUUCUGGUCCCUUCCUGAUCUUGUUAACUUGUUUGUUUUAUGGCACUCACUAUGCUCAGCCUUGCACUAGAGCUGUUUGUGGGCUUGGCUUCUCCCCUCCCCACCCACUAGAUUGUGAGCUCUCAGAAGACAGGGUGGCCCUUCGUGGCCACUCCCCUUCUGAAUCUAGCGCAGUGCCUUGCAUCGAGUAGAGUUCAAUAAAUAUCUCUUAAACGA
Messenger RNA from Loxodonta africana (African savanna elephant), 6790 nucleotides. RefSeq names its product zinc finger protein 275 (gene ZNF275). Gene Ontology annotation, biological process: regulation of DNA-templated transcription. The coding region runs from base 715 to 2202 and encodes 495 amino acids. The record is from RefSeq and is a predicted model, not a curated record. The transcript has 6 exons. NCBI's taxonomy places the organism in Eukaryota, Metazoa, Chordata, Mammalia, Proboscidea, Elephantidae.